AGCCCGAACAGCCAGCCGAUUCAUUCAAAGCUUCGACUUCGUUGCGUGUAGAUCGACAUAGAGUAUAGUACCUCUGCGACUGUGGAUUACGCGAGUUUACUCUACUACUUCAAGUAAUAUCUAUAAAAUACCAAACAACAAGAUGGUUCUGGAGAUGGAAAUGUCCAAGACCUAUCAGUACCGCAAGGUGAUGAAGCCCAUGCUGGAGCGGAAGCGUCGUGCCAGGAUCAACAAGUGCCUGGACGAGCUGAAGGACAUCAUGGUGGAGUGCCUGACGCAGGAGGGCGAGCACAUCACCCGGCUGGAGAAGGCCGACAUCCUGGAGCUCACCGUGGAGCACAUGAAGAAGCUGCGCGCCCAGAAGCAGCUGCGUCUGUCCAGUGUCUCCGGUGGGGGAAACCCAAGUUCCCAAGAUCCCAAGCUCAGCAUUGCCGAGAGUUUCCGGGCGGGCUAUGUGCAUGCCGCCAAUGAAGUGUCCAAGACUCUGGCCGCCGUUCCCGGAGUGAGUGUGGAUCUGGGCACCCAGCUGAUGAGUCACCUGGGUCAUCGCCUGAACUACCUGCAAGUGGUGGUUCCCUCGCUGCCCAUCGGAGUGCCCCUUCAGGCUUCUUCAGAGGAUCAGGGGGCCAUGGUCACACCACCGCCCUCGGAAUGCGGCAGCUUGGAGAGCGGCGCCUGCUCGCCGGCUCCCAGUGAGGCCAGCUCCAGUUCCUCCGGACCCAUGUGGCGACCCUGGUGAGCACUGGACACCCAGCUGAAUCGCCUUCGAGAGGAAGGCCUUCUACAAAUUGUUGCCCCGCAGAAAAAGGUGCUGGAAACCCGCCUUUUGGAGCUCUUCAAUUGCCGCCCAGGAUUAGUUGUUCCUGGCCGAGAAAAGCAGAGUCAACCAUCUCUAGCAGAGCCACACAUUCCGGCUAUAGAGAUUGCUGCUUCAUUUUCAAGAAACUGAAAAAAAAGAAACUGAAAAUAAAUGAAAUUCCCAACUAAA
Drosophila takahashii is the source of this 988-nucleotide messenger RNA. It is a transcript of the gene E(spl)mbeta-HLH, whose product is annotated as Enhancer of split mbeta, helix-loop-helix. Lineage: Eukaryota; Metazoa; Arthropoda; Insecta; Diptera; Drosophilidae. Gene Ontology annotation, molecular function: RNA polymerase II cis-regulatory region sequence-specific DNA binding; DNA-binding transcription factor activity, RNA polymerase II-specific; protein dimerization activity. Gene Ontology annotation, biological process: regulation of neurogenesis; regulation of transcription by RNA polymerase II; anterior/posterior pattern specification. Gene Ontology annotation, cellular component: nucleus. The record is from RefSeq and is a predicted model, not a curated record.